AGUCGGCCAUCUUAGGUCAAACUGUCAGUUGUCAGCGCGCGGCCUGACCGCGCAUGCGUGAUAAAAGUGACCAUAAAUAGUUCUUAUUUUUAAAACACAAUGAAGGUGUUAGGAGUUCUACUGCUGGUGGCAGCAGUCACAUAUGCUGCUCCCAGGAGCGCCACCAGGACACAGCCUGUCACUGGGCAGAUUACAUCGCUUACUGAUAAGGAUGCCAGAAGCAAAGCAAGAGUGCACACAGCUUUCGCGAACGCCGGCCGCCAAGCUGGUGUUGAAGUUUGGAGAAUUAAUGCUUUCGAGCCGGUUGCAGUGCCACCGAAUGACUUCGGCAAAUUCUAUAAAGGAGACUCCUACAUUGUACUUAAGACUACAGCAGACAAAAGAAACCGUUUAUCCUGGGACAUCCACUACUGGAUCGGCAGCGAGUCUACUCAAGACGAGUCGGGUGCCGCCGCCAUCUUGACAGUAGGCCUCGAUGACAAGUUUGAAGGAGCCGCUGUACAACAUAGAGAGGUUAUGGGACAAGAAAGCCAGCAGUUUAAAGGAUAUUUCCCUGCAGGUAUACAAUACCUUUCUGGAGGCAACACAAGCGGCUUCAGCCACGUCGUGACUAACCCGGGUGCUGAGAAGAGGUUACUGCAAGUUAAGGGGAAGAGAAACAUUCGUACUAGACAGGUAGACCCAGUAUUCUCCUCAAUGAACAAGGGAGAUGUCUUCAUACUCGACGUCGGUAACGAUGUGUUGGUCUACGUCGGAGAAUCCGCGAGGAAUGUGGAGAAACUCAAGGCUAUAUCAGUAGCUAAUCAGAUCAGAGACCAGGAUCAUAAUGGCAGAGCUAGGGUUGAGAUCGUUGACCAGUACUCAAGUGAUGUGGACGUUCAGAAAUUCUUUACGGCUCUCGGAUCCGGUACUAAGGAGUUAGUUCCUGAAGCCAGCGCCGGAGGUGAUGAUCAGGCUUUUGAGCGCAGUGAGGCGCAAUCCGUGGUGCUGCUCCAACUAUCUGAAAUGAAUGGAAAACUGUCAGUGACAUCCAUCGCUGGACCUUUCAGACAGGAUCAGCUGAAAACUGGUGAUAGUUACGUUUUGGAUACCGUGACUGGCAGCAUCUAUGUUUGGACUGGCAGGCAAUCCAGUGACAAAGAAAAGAACGAAGCUAUGACAAAGGCGCAACAAUUGAUCGCAUCCAAGAGCUAUCCUUCAUGGGUGCACGUAGUGAAGAUUCCUCAAGGCACGGAGCCUGCAGUUUUUAAACAAUAUUUCACAACUUGGCAGGAUGUUGGCAUGUCACACUCCAGGAUUGUUUAAAAAAGAAAUGUUACAAAUACGUACAAUUUUUAUAAUGUAAAAGAUUAAUGAAUAUUUUGACACAUGACGUAAGCCGUCAAAAUGACAAGUGAGAUUAAAAUGACGUGUAAAUCUGAAUAAACUUCGAAUAAAUAUUAUUUUUGUA
This is a messenger RNA of Helicoverpa zea (corn earworm), 1450 nucleotides long. Its product is annotated as gelsolin-like. Gene Ontology annotation, molecular function: phosphatidylinositol-4,5-bisphosphate binding; actin filament binding. The transcript is spliced from 12 exons. Gene Ontology annotation, biological process: actin filament severing; actin polymerization or depolymerization; barbed-end actin filament capping. Bases 100 to 1305 code for a protein of 401 amino acids. NCBI's taxonomy places the organism in Eukaryota, Metazoa, Arthropoda, Insecta, Lepidoptera, Noctuidae. Gene Ontology annotation, cellular component: actin cytoskeleton; cytoplasm. The record is from RefSeq and is a predicted model, not a curated record.